Molecule: messenger RNA, 558 nt
Organism: Sitophilus oryzae (rice weevil)
Lineage: Eukaryota; Metazoa; Arthropoda; Insecta; Coleoptera; Curculionidae
Exons: 2
Coding region: 61-471 (136 amino acids)
Biological process (GO): sensory perception of smell
Molecular function (GO): odorant binding
Source: RefSeq, a predicted model, not a curated record
UCAUAAAUUGUUUUGUUCUCACAUUUUGCACUAUAAUAUAGUCCAUAUUAUUUUAAUAAUAUGAGAGGAUUUGUUGUUGCUGUUGUUCUCUUAGCAGCUGCCUUAUAUGCCAGAGGUGAGCUAAGCAACGAGCAAAAGCAAAAAAUCAAAGAUUACAUUACCGAUUGUAUAUCAGAAACUGACAUUGAUAGAGAAGUGGUUGACCAGGCCCAUCGCGGAAUGUUUCAAGACGAUGACAAGCUUCCAGAGUUCUCUUUAUGCAUGUCCAAGAAGAUGGGUUUCCGCGAUGACAGCAACAGAAUACGUGUCGAUGUUGUCAAAGAAAAAAUAUCCGAAUUUGUCGAAGACGAUAAUUUGGCAAAGGAAAUAUUCGAGAACUGCUUUGUCGAAAAAUCCACUCCUGAAGAAAGUGCCUUGGAAUCAUUUAAGUGCUUCCAAAGACGAACUCCUGACCACUUUUCAUUUUUAUAAAUGACUGUUUUACUCUGCUGUUCUAUAUACACGCACCUUCAAUGCUUUUGUAGAUGGACUAUGGGAAUAAAAGUUUGAGCAUAUUAA